AUGGACAUUGAAGAAAUGGCCAAGUCAUGUUCCGUGUGUACCGAAAAUGCUCGAAAACCCGCUGCCUGUAAUCCUACUGCUUGGCAGUGGCCGUCUGCGACGUGGAAACGCAUUCACAUUGACUUUGCAGGUCCAUUCCUGAACUUUCAUUUCUUCGUAGUUGUGGAUGCACAGUCGAAGUGGGUCGAAAUUGAGAUUAUGCGUGACAUUACGUCUGUUGGUACAAUCAGAGCUCUGCGGAAAAUAUUUGCGCGUUUCGGAUUACCUGAGCAUCCUGUGUCCGACAACGGUAGUCAAUUUACAUCCGCCGAAUUUCAGUCAUUCUUGAAAGCAAAUAAUAUUCGUCAUAUGCUUACUGCACCUGGCCAUCCUGCGACAAAUGGUCAGGCCGAACGUCUAGUUGGAAGUUUCAAGGACUCAAGUUUGAAGGACCAAUCCGGAACCGUAGAGGACAAGCUGCAACUUUACCUGCUCUCUUAUCGUACUACGCCGCAAUGCUCGACAGGGAAAGCCCCCUGUGAACUGCUCAUGCGAAGGUCGUUGCGUACUCGACUUUCUGCGGUACGUCCAUCAGCUGAUACACAGCCAAUUCCGAAGGAGGAUCCUAAAGCCGAAAUAUUCCGAUAUUUCAAACCUGGACAGCCUGUGUUCGCCCGUAACUACAUCACUCAUGGUGCAAAAUGGCUGCCUGGUGUCAUUCUUGAAAGACACAGGUUUAGAAACUACCAAGUUUCUGUUGGGGAGUUUGUGUGGAAGCGCCACAUUGACCAACUUCGUACACGCUAUGCAGAGGUGCCCAUGCCUCAAACUGGAGACUCUACUCCCGAUCUCACCGAUACUUUGCUGCCCGGGAAUCCCCCAAGCCAGCCCACUUCCCAGGCUCCUACUCCACCAAUGGAGUUACAAGUAAGAGUUGUACCACCAGAGGCUCAAUUGCCACAGCAACCCCGGGUUGUCAUAUCACCUAGGAGAAAUCCGCCGCGUGAGAGGAAGAGACCGGAGAAAUUAAAAGAUUUUGUGUAA
This is a messenger RNA of Lineus longissimus, 1023 nucleotides long. RefSeq lists its product as uncharacterized. Lineage: Eukaryota; Metazoa; Nemertea; Pilidiophora; Heteronemertea; Lineidae. Gene Ontology annotation, biological process: DNA integration. The transcript has a single exon. The coding region runs from base 1 to 1023 and encodes 340 amino acids. The record is from RefSeq and is a predicted model, not a curated record. Gene Ontology annotation, molecular function: nucleic acid binding.